Molecule: messenger RNA, 852 nt
Organism: Anolis carolinensis (green anole)
Lineage: Eukaryota; Metazoa; Chordata; Lepidosauria; Squamata; Anolidae
Product: cryptic protein
Exons: 3
Coding region: 114-629 (171 amino acids)
Source: RefSeq, a predicted model, not a curated record
UCCCAAUUAAAACAGUGAUAAAGAGGAACUUCAGUGUUUUUGUCCCUAGAUGUAGAUGAUUUUUUGAUUUUUCUAAUUACAUAAUGGUAUCUGUUUUCUUAUGAUUUCAUGUUAUGUUGCUCACGGACACUCUGAAACUACCACUUCAUCAUUGCUGUGAAUCUGACGUGUUUCUUCUCUUUCAAGCUUGCGAAGGAGAGAAUUGUGAUAACAUCUCAAGCCACGAGAAGCAGAAUACACCCUCGGAAACGUUUAAUAUUUUGAAUAAUCUCAAUUCUGAGAAGAAGAACAAACCUUCCAAUGUUUUGCCUUUCAUUGGGAUCACAGAUGCUAGCAAACUGAGCAAGCACUGCUGUCACAAUGGAGGAACUUGUUUCCUAGGGACCUUUUGUAUAUGUCCAAAACACUUCACUGGAAGGCAUUGCGAAUAUGACACAAGAAUCAGGAACUGUGGUGCCCUUGGGCAUGGCGAAUGGUCUCAAGAAGGAUGUCAACUGUGCCGAUGCAUUUAUGGAACUAUGGACUGUUUUACACAAACUGGAUGUGGUAAGAGAGCGUCACUAUACACACAUACACACACAUCUUCUAUCUCUUCUCUCUCUGGCCUUCUCUUUAUAUAUAUCUACUAGAGUUGAUUAAAGGGAAAGCCAGAGAGAAGAUACACACACACACACACAGACUUGAACAGACUGAACUGCCAGACUUCCAAGCAAAUGGAAAGAGGUUUCUUGGGUUAACAAUAGUUUCUCUUCUUCUGAGAAGGCUUGAGAUGAGCAGACAUGUUUAGGAGAGCAAAGUCUUGAAUUUCUAACUUAACAUUUCAGAACAGCAAAAGACAAACCAGCAGCAUUA